GAAGAGUAAUUACACAACAAUCAAAUUGAGGAUAGUAUGAUGCGGUCAUGAGAGGAGAUAGCACUCGCGAGGCUCCACACAGGGAGGGAACGAAUAGCUGGCCGCAAAAUUCCCAUCACCAAUAGGGAGUUCCUUCCCAACGCCAACAAUGAAGCGAGCCAGACCCACGCCGCCACCCGCCACCCCCACCACCAGCAGAUCAUCACCAAUACCACCUCUACCAACACCACCACAACCCCGCCACUCCUCCAAAAAACACCAAAAAAUAAUUUUCCAGCCAACAAACUGGGCCCCAGUCAACCUGACCCAGUCAGAACUCUCACUCCCACUCACAUUCCCCACCGGCCAAACCUUCCGUUGGAAACAAACCGGUCCUCUCCAAUACACAGGCAGUCUCGGUCGUCACUUAAUCUCCCUUAAGCACCAUAAAAACGGCGACGUUUAUUACCAAAUCCACCAUUCCCCCUCCCAAUCCGCUGCCAAAUCAGCUCUCCUCAGUUUCCUCAACACCAACAUCUCACUAACCGAAAUGUGGCACGGGUUCGCCGCCGCUGAUUCGCGGUUCGCUGAAUUGGCACAGCAUUUUAAAGGAGCUAGGGUUUUGAGGCAGGAUCCACUUGAGUGCUUGAUUCAAUUUUUAUGCUCUUCGAAUAAUAACAUUUCGAGGAUCACUAAAAUGGUGGAUUUCGUGUCCUCAUUAGGUGAUCAUUUGGGGAAUGUUGAGGGUUUUGAGUUCCACGCGUUUCCUUCCCUGGAGAGAUUGGCUUUGGUUACGGAGCAGCAGCUAAGAGAGGCUGGUUUUGGUUAUAGAGCUAAAUACGUUACUGGAACGGUGAAUGCUUUGCAAUCGAAACCGGAAGGAGGUGUGAAAUGGCUUGAAUCUCUUCGAAAAUUACAACUCCAAAUGGUGAUUGAUUCACUUUGUACAUUACCUGGAAUUGGUUUAAAGGUGGCAUCCUGUAUUGCUCUGUUUUCUCUCGAUCAACAUCAUGCCAUCCCUGUUGAUACGCACGUGUGGCGGAUUGCUACGACACACCUUGUACCUGAGCUUGCUGGUGCUAGCCUGACACCUAAGCUCUGCGGCCGUGUGGCAGAUGCGUUUGUGACUAAGUAUGGGAAAUAUGCUGGAUGGGCUCAGACAUUACUUUUCAUUGCUGAAUUGCCCUCGCAGAAGGCCCUUCUACCAUCAGUGACUGUCAAUGAAAAGAAAUCCUCUAAGAAAAGAGGCAGCAAAGCACAACGUGGCCUAAGCAGCACUGAGGAAGGAGGCCAGCAAGCAGAUUGAACGUCUUCCAGACCAGAAAAUGGUGGAUUACCUUUGAAGCAACAGUUGCUAAAUGCUAAACAUUGAAGGACGAGGGAACUAACCACUGGGUCAGGAGCAUCAUCCUGCUUACACAUCACCCAGGGCACUCCAGUUUGAAGAUUUACGGCCAUCAAUGCAGCCCAACGAACAUAACUAGGCCCUUUCUCAUGAAAAGCUGCUUCAACAUUUUUGUACUCAUUCUCAACCUGUAUGCAGACAGACAGAUAUUAGAGACCAUGAUAACGGCCUUUGCAAUGAUAAAAUGCCUCAAUUUGCUUCGGUGGACUUAA
Populus nigra (black poplar) is the source of this 1596-nucleotide messenger RNA. RefSeq names its product N-glycosylase/DNA lyase OGG1-like. Lineage: Eukaryota; Viridiplantae; Streptophyta; Magnoliopsida; Malpighiales; Salicaceae. The coding region runs from base 149 to 1285 and encodes 378 amino acids. Gene Ontology annotation, biological process: nucleotide-excision repair; base-excision repair, AP site formation; base-excision repair. Gene Ontology annotation, molecular function: 8-oxo-7,8-dihydroguanine DNA N-glycosylase activity; damaged DNA binding. The record is from RefSeq and is a predicted model, not a curated record. Gene Ontology annotation, cellular component: nucleus. The transcript has 4 exons.